This is a messenger RNA of Eriocheir sinensis (Chinese mitten crab), 4426 nucleotides long. Its product is annotated as protein disulfide-isomerase TMX3-like. The transcript has 13 exons. Gene Ontology annotation, cellular component: endoplasmic reticulum. The record is from RefSeq and is a predicted model, not a curated record. Gene Ontology annotation, molecular function: protein disulfide isomerase activity. The coding region runs from base 76 to 1377 and encodes 433 amino acids. Gene Ontology annotation, biological process: peptidyl-cysteine oxidation. Lineage: Eukaryota; Metazoa; Arthropoda; Malacostraca; Decapoda; Varunidae.
UUGGCGGGACGGGCCUUGGCCGCGGCCGUCCCGUCGUGGCGUCGUCGUCUGUCGGCAGCAGCAGAAGACAACAACAUGGAGGUGCUGCGCUUCCUCGCCGCGCUCUCCAUCCUGCAGUGUGGCACAGCGGUGACCAAGGUGCUGGAGCUGAGCGACAGGUUUUUGGAGCUCCGGGGAGAGUCGACAUGGCUGGUCAUGUUUUAUGCUCCAUGGUGCGGCCAUUGCAAAAAGCUGGAGCCUAUCUGGAACCACGUGGCUCAUGCUCUGUAUGGCACCGAGAUCCGUGUUGGCCGAGUGGACUGCACUCGCUUCACUGCUGUGGCCACCGAAUUCGCUGUGAAGGGUUUCCCCACCAUCAUGUACAUUCAAGGGGACAGACGUCAUACAUUCCGGGGGGACCGCACCAAUGAAGACAUUGUAGGAUUUGCAGUAAGAAUGGCAGCACCGCCUGUUCAGCACCUGGCUAGUCAACAUGAUCUGAUAGGCCUCACUGAGCGACCUGGCCACCUCUUCUUCCUCUAUGCUGGCAUCCAGGAGGGGCCUUUGUGGGACUUGUACAAAGAAUAUGCAGAAAACAUGCGAGCCUUCCAUUACUUUUACAGCAUUGGGGCUGAUUGUAUGGUCGAGAAUUUUAAGCUUGAAUCCAAUCCAGCAGUGAUGGUCUUUAAGGAUAACAAGCACUUCUAUUAUCCAAUGCCAGAAGACUGGGAGGUAGCAGAGAACCACAGUGUGAUAAAUGAAACCCUGGGAGAGUGGCUCAACCAUGAACGAUUCCUAACCUACACCAAGAUUACCCAUGGUAUCCUUCCUCAACUCUGGAAGAUUAAGAAGUACCUGGCGAUCACAGUGGUCAAGGAGAACAAGAUUGGCAGCAUCACCACGGAUGAAGACACCCAGGACUAUGUUGAUGGCUACAAGUUCCGAGAUAUGGUGGAAGAAGUGAUCGUCAAUAACCGUGACAAAUACCACAAAUAUUUCCAGUUUGGGUGGACUGGGACUCCAGACUUGGCCAACAGCAUUGCCAUGGAGAGGCUGCCUCUGCCAUCUCUCUUAGUGGUGAAUGCCACCACCAUGCAGCACCAUCUGCCUGAAGAUCCACCCCACCACCUUACUCCACAGGCCAUCCAGAUAUUUCUUGACUCCAUAAUCGCCACCUCAGCUCCGGCUUAUGGGGGAGACUCGUGGCCAGUGAGAGUCUACCGGAUGUACUACAAUGCACGUACAUCCCUUGAGGACAUGUGGCAGGGGAACCCAGUAUUGACGGCAGUGCUCUUUGGCCUUCCACUUGGCUUCCUCUCUCUCAUCUGCUACUCCAUCUGGUGUUCAGAUAUCUUGGAUGCUGAUGAGGAUGAAGAGCAUCAUGAGAAGAAGGAAUGAUGGACCUGCAGGAAAAUCAGGAUUUCACUGUGGUACAGGAAGCCUGCUGGCUGUAGGUAUCUGGCUGAAAGGAAUGUAAGCAAGCAAGCAUGGUUUGGGUGUUACUGGUUGAAAGUGUAAAUGGGGGAAGUGCAAUUGUUAAAAGCAAGUGAGUUGUGUGCAGCACAUGUUUGUCAGUGGAUAUGUUAGAUGAGGGAUAUUUUCAUCACAAAUUAAUAAGAUGUUAGGUGUACCAUAUCCUCCCUAAUUGUGAAUGAUUUAAAUUACUAACUAUUUAUUGUAGUAUAAAGAUUCUCAUUUUAUUGUUUACAUGACAAGUAUGUAUGGUGUUAUAUAUACAGAUUGGGAUCACUACACAUAACAAGUAUUACAGUAAUUUGAGGUGUAUGAAUCCUUGUGGUAUGGGAAGAAGCCACAUAGCUGGUUACAGUAACUAACUCUAUAUGUUAACUAUUCCCUCACCUCAUGAUCACCAUGAUCAUAAUUAUCCCCUAGCAGUAGAUAGCGAGUGCUUAAGUUUAUGUCUGAAGAUUCAUCAUUCAUCUUCACACUAAUCACUCCAUGUCAAAGAGCUUGUAUUUUUUGCUGUUAUUAAGAUAAAGAAAAAUAUAUAAACUGGAUGGAAGUAAUGCUUAAUAGUUAAAACAAAUGUAUCCCACAUCUGUGCAACCAAAGAGAAAAGUAGUAUUUGCUUCACUGUAUAUAAUUUCUUGUAAUUGAGUGAAUGUGCAUGAAUGUAUGUAAGCAUGACAAGCUGUCACUAACACAUGGGAAAAAAUGGAUGACAAUUUCACCCUCUCUAUUUUAAAACCAUACUUCUCAUUACUUUGUUAGCAAGUGCCAACAAAUCAUGAGAAGCAGAUAAGCACACUACAACUUUGCCAACAAUCAUUUACACAUCAAAUGGAAUAGAAACAUAUAACCAUGAUAUUUCUGUAUUCAUGAGCAUUUUUCCAUUGUAUAUGAAAAUUUUUUGUGGCAAAUAAGUGAGGAUUUUAAAUUAUCUGAAGAGGAAGUUCUGGAAAGCUAGGGUCUCACAGCUAGAACAAAUUAUUUUAAAUCACCAAAAGCUGAAAUAGAACGAGUUUCUAAAGCUUGUAAUGCCAAUGAGACAUUUAUCUCAUCAGGUGUUGAUUAUGGAACUUAGAUAAAAUAAGGUACUUUUCUUAUGUUUACCAGUAUUCUAGAUUAAUAGCAUACUUUAUGUAAUGUUGAUAUUUAGUAUUUUUUCCCCAAUUUAUGGCUUUCAUUCCCAUGCACUCCCUAUUAAAUGUGACAUCAUCCUGUGGUGUGCUGGCUUUUCUUCACUUUACAGAGGAUAUAUUAAAAUGAAAGAAUGUGUGCAUGUACUGGUAUGUAUUUUCCUGUUGUAUCAUAAAGUAUAGUACCUCUUUGUGUUGUUGGGGCCAUGUAAUGUAUAUUGAGAAAUAACCAUAAUUUGCAAAAUGCAACUCAUGGUUUUGUGCACAGUAAAAGUCCUAUGUAUUGUGUUCUGCUGCUUCCUGCCAAAGCUGCUCAGUCAAGUUUACUUUUGUGCCAUCAUGUCUGAGCUGGGACACUUUCACUUAUUUAGUUUGUGUCAUUGAUGGGACUCAGCAGUUGAUUGUUCAAUUCCUAAUCAGUUUCUUAUAGCAUCAUGCUAUCUCAAUUAUUUACUUAAGGGGUGUGAGAAUAAUUUGAGAAGUGGUGCUAUGUUCCCCAUAGUGGUUUUCCACUGACUGGUACCAUGUGUAAUAACUGAUACAAGGAUCUACUUUGUAUGUCCAAAUAUAUUCCAAGGAAUAAAUGAGUAGGUAAUUUAUGACUUUUCAGUGAACAGUAUAUGAAGCAGAAGUAACCUUAAUUGUGGAUAUCAAAACAGUAAGUAACUAAACGUAUGUCCAAGCAAUAAUUUGGCAAUGUAUAUUCUCACAUUUUUCUUUGACUAGAUAUCCGAGCUCUUUUGUAGCUAAGAGUUUGUGGCACCUUUGAAAAAGAUAAACAUGCAUGCUUAUCAUGGAGGAAUGGGAAAGUAGCACCUGUGGUUGGCAGUGACUGAAUGAUUGAUUACCGGGAAAGUAGCACCUGUGGUUGGCAGUGACUGGAUGAUUGAUUACCAUUACCACUAGACUUGAUUUCAUAGUGUUGCUGUUCAAUUGGAAGUAUAGCAUUGUUAUUUUUACAACAUAAUGAAUAUUGCAACACUGGUUUUUGUUGGGCUAACUGAAAUGUUAAAGAAGGAUUUGUUGUUGUCUAAUCCUGUAUACAUAUAGAUUUGCAUGAUGAGGAUCUCCAUUAAAAUAAAGCAGAAUUAUUGCUAAAUUUACUAUACAAAUUACAUUUCUUUAUAAUAAAAAGAGCACCACCUAACUUGCAGCAGGAUCAUUAUGUAGUGGGUGGCCUGGCUCAAACUCGUGCCACUUCUGGUAGCCAACCUGGGAAAAAAAAAGCACUCAUUUUUAUCUAUGGUACUGAUGGCCAUCAAUAAGUGUUGCAGAACCCAAGAAGUUAUUUCAAUCCUUCACAGCUGACAAUUAUAAAACAAACAUGACUGCAGUCAUCCAACACUUGGCAAAAAAAAAAUGGAUGAUGAUAAACAGAAGCUCAAUGCUAUCAACCCUUCAACAACAGCCAUCAUCUAUUUAAUCAAAUCCUGUCUGCAUGGCAUACUGACUCAUGCUGGCAUCUCACACCCUACCUAGCUAUAUUUCACACCCUCUAGCAUGACUGUUAAACAACAUAUCAUUAUUUGGAUUUCACCAAUGCUCAGCAAGCUAAAACAAGUGUCGGCUACAUUAUGAAUAAACAAGAAAAAAUAGCAGCUUUAUUUUACAUUGCUUCAAGAACACUAUGAAAACUGGUUGUUGUUUAAGGGUUAAUAUUGUACUAUGAGAAGCUGUAAGUCACUAAUACCAAUAAGCUAGAAGGAAAUGUAAGUCACAAUGUAUGAAUGCUUUAGCAGAGUGGUAAGUUUUUCAAAGAGCUUUAAAAACAUGAUUUAUAUUGUAAUGAAAUGUGUGUCCUGAUAAAUACAGUAAUAUGAAGGAAAUAAACUCACCUUAUGUGUGAA